Messenger RNA from Engraulis encrasicolus (European anchovy), 5379 nucleotides. RefSeq names its product E3 ubiquitin-protein ligase DTX4-like. Gene Ontology annotation, cellular component: nucleoplasm. The record is from RefSeq and is a predicted model, not a curated record. The transcript is spliced from 8 exons. Gene Ontology annotation, biological process: protein ubiquitination; Notch signaling pathway. NCBI's taxonomy places the organism in Eukaryota, Metazoa, Chordata, Actinopteri, Clupeiformes, Engraulidae. Gene Ontology annotation, molecular function: zinc ion binding; ubiquitin protein ligase activity. Bases 709 to 3060 code for a protein of 783 amino acids.
AUUCAUGUUUUCUGUAUUGCAGCAUUGUUUGCAUUGCCACGUGUGGCAAGGAUAGUCCAUUUCAGUAGUCCUCCUGUGAACUUGCAAAGAACAAAAUAUGUGCCAUGGUUACGAUUGCUCCUGUGUUCUCGCGCAUUUCUUACUGUUUUUGUUUGUUUAGCCAUCUCGAACUAAAAUAGUUGGGUGUUUUAGCAAACUUAUUCAACUUGCGCGCUGUUGUUGCUAAAUCGUUUUAACAACAACACAUCAAUUAAAGCACACAACUACACUAGCAAGGAAACAGCCUCGACCGGUCGGACCUGUUUCCUAACGUCGUUGUGAAAGAUUUGGAGUGACUCGCACGGACUGAAAUAAGUGAUUUUGCAGUGUAGGGUAUCGCUCUGUACGCAACGCCCCGAACGACUGACGAAUGCCCCCCUGAUUCCUGCCCGGUUCAAGUGAAAGAAGACAUUAUCAUCGCGGUUACUCCAAGAUUCGAGGCACAGUGUGAAGCUAACCAUGAAUCAUAUUCUGUCCAAACAGCAGGAAUACGCGUAGGACUAAUCCGACCCUGUGGCUUGUAGUAGUUAAGUCCAACGUUUGAUUUGUUUUUAUUCUGGCUUCGGUGCUGAAGUAAGUAGUCUAACCCUACGUAGUGGACUACGAUGGAAGUGGGACGGAGAUUUAAACCGCUGCGUCUUUUUGGUUAGGCAUUUCCAAGCUGGUCAAAUGGACACGAUGUUGCUGGCUUCUGCCGUGGUCGUGUGGGAAUGGCUCAACGAACACGGACGGUGGCGGCCCUACAGUCCAGCCGUGUCUCACCACAUCGAGGCGGUGAUAAGAAGCGAUCCUCGGGGCGGCAGCGUUGUGUUAGGCCAGGUCGACAACCGCCUUUCGCCGUACAUCAUAGAUCUACAAUCUAUGCAUCAGUUCCGACAGGACACUGGUACGUUGAGACCGGUACGACGCAGUUUCUACGACCCCACAUCUGCCCCUGGUCAGGGUUGGUUGUGGGAGUGGGAAAACGACACGGGGUCCUGGACAACAUACGACAUGGAAGUCGGCAUCGCCAUCCAGGCGUCUCGAGAUCGCAACCAGCCCUGGCUGGACCUAGCGCCGCUCGGGUUUUGCUACCUCAUCGAUUUCCAGAGCAUGACGCAGAUAAACCGGCAAACGCAACGAUGCAGACGGAUCCAGCGGCGCUCAGACAUGGCCUACCCGCUCGUGUCUGGCCCGCUCCCCAAGUCGACACAGGGAGGCUGGGCAACGUCUGGUACGGGGGGAGGCAGCAGCGGAGGAGGAGGAGGAGGUGAAAACACAACAGCAGGUGGUGGUGGGACUGGGGGUCCAGCAGCAGGGGGGCUAGGUGGUGGGGGCUCCACCGGGAUGCUGUUAGGUGUUGGGGUGUCAGGUCUAACGUCAUCAUCCGGCGGAGGAGGAAACAGCGGUGAUAGCAGCAGUAAUGGAAGUAUUGUUUACCCCAGCAGCACGGUCUCCAUGUCCUCCCUAGCAUCAAUAGGACAGCCGUGUGCCUGUCAGCAAUGCAUGCUGGUCAUGAGCGUCAAAGCCAACGCUGUGGCCGCGUCGCACACGUUAGGCCGCAAGCCAUCGCAGUCUAAGCCGUCCUUAAGCCCCAAAGGUGCCGUUACAGGUACUUCUGGUUCCACUGGUACGAACUAUAACUCGUACUCACACACCUUACCACACGGACUCUCCUAUGCUUCCUCGGCAAGGACUCUUUCCCCGCGCAGAAGUGCCGCCGCCUUUGCCCACUCGCUCACCUUGCUUACAUCUGGCACUGCCACACUAUCUGUCGCCAACCGCCCGCCUCCGCCACCUCUCCCACCACCGCAACCGCCACCGCUAGCCAAUCAGCAGCAAGACCAAUCACCAGACACGCCCACCAACACACCUGCCGGCCCACCCUCUACCUCUCCGUCCACCUCCUCAUUGCCAUCGGUGCCCACUGCCACUCUCAUCACCACGGCCACCACUACCACCUCUUCCUCCUCCACCCUGCCUUCUGCUGCGCCGCCCGCUGUGCCCGCUCAGCGCUCCGCUGCCUGCGCUGCUCCACUGCCAGCCCGUGCCAGCCUGGUGGGCCUCAGCCGCCCGGCCCUGCAGCGCAUCGCCAUGGCCCAGUCGCGGGCUCUCAUCGCCUCAGGGGUGCCCACUGUGCCAGUGAAGAACCUGAACUGCUCCAGCCCAGUGCACCCAGCGCUGGCGGGCAUCACAGGUAUCCUGAUGAGCGCUGCUGCUCUGCCCGUCUGCCUUACACGCCCGCCCAAGCUGGUGCUGCACCCGCCGCCCGUCAGCAAGAGCGACAUCAAGCCCAUCCCUGGCCUCGGACACUGCUGCCGCAAGACCACCAAGAAGCAAGCUCGCAAGGGCAAGACUCCAGAAGAGGUUGUGAAGCGAUACCUCCAGAAGGUUCGAAACCCCCCUGAGGAGGACUGCACGAUCUGCAUGGAGGCUCUCGUGGGGCCCUCGGGCUACAAAGGCCCAGGGGUGGGUGGCAGCUCGCGGGGGGAGUCUGUGGGCCGGCUCGCCCAGUGUGGGCACCAGUACCACGUCCAGUGCCUGGUGGCCAUGUACAACAAUGGCAAUAAGGACGGCAGCUUGCAGUGCCCCACGUGCAAAACCAUUUACGGGGUGAAGACGGGAAACCAGCCGCCCGGGAAGAUGGAGUACCACGUCAUUCCCCACUCCCUUCCCGGACACCCUGACUGCAAGACCAUACGCAUCAUUUACAACAUCCCACCAGGCAUCCAGGGCCCUGAGCACCCAAAUCCAGGCAAAGCUUUCACCGCAAGAGGCUUCCCUCGUCAUUGCUAUCUUCCUGACAGUGAGAAGGGCCGCAAGGUGCUGAGACAGCUGCUGGUGGCGUGGGACCGGCGCCUCAUCUUCUCGGUCGGCACGUCCACCACCACGGGAGAGGCGGACACCGUCAUCUGGAACGAGGUGCACCACAAGACCGAGUUCGGCUCCAACCUCACCGGCCACGGCUACCCCGACCCUGGCUACCUGGACAAUGUUCUGGAGGAGCUGAAGGCUCAAGGCAUCACAGAAGAAGAGAUCUAACACUGACGAGAGGACUGGAAAAGAAAAGAGAGGACCAGAGGAGACGGCAGAACAGACGGCAGCAGAAAUGAAGAGAGAAGGAUCAGCGCGCCGCAUACCUGAUCGAUGCUUCACAUACUGGAUUAGAGAAGAUAUUAGUGUUUUGCUGGGAAAACUGUGAGGGCUGCAUGUGAAUGCUGAGGUAUUCCGAGGCAAGACAUCCCUUGCUGUAGUGAAAUGCAGAAUUUGACUUAUGGCUUAAUCUGGCAGUGAGGAGUUUAUCAACAGUACUCAAUGUGGUGCUCUCAAGUGCAGGUAGCAUUAACUAAAUCGUAGGCACAUACGGUACGUAAAGCAGUUGCAUAAAGGAGGUACUAAUUCUUUUAUUUACAUAUUUUAAUUACGUCAAUUAACAUACUGAUGCUAACCCAGAGAUGGCAGUAGAGAGUAUUUGGAUUGAGAGGGAAAGAAAAGAUGGUAAAAAGAUGAGAGGGACAGAGGAACGGACAAGGAAGGGAGGAGAGAGAGAGGGAGGAGAGGAGUGGAGUGGGACCGGAUGAGAAGGCAAUGGUAAGAGGAAGGAAAGAGAGAAGGUCAUAAUGAAUGUAGUUUCUAACCAAGGGGUAGAUUUUUUUUUUACUCUGCAAAACCCAAAACAUUGGGGUUUUUAGGUUAAAUGAUUGAAUGUGGGGCUUGCACUUGAGUAUGUAUGUACAACAUACAAUUGAUGGAAAAGCUGGUAUUCAGUACUUGCGUGUUGACUCUUUGGCACCCUCAUGUGCCCAAAGCACAUUCCAUGGUUAUUUGUCCAUGUAGAGAGGUACAUUUUAUUACAAAAACAUUGGUUCACUGUUGUUUAUGAUCAGGAACUGCUAUAGAUGUAUCAUGUACUGACUGAACUUACAUGUAUUACCUUUGUACAGGUUAUGUAUUAUUUUUUGUAUUUCUGAAUUUGUACUUACAUUCACAUCUCAUUGUGGCAGCACCCAGAUAUUGUGCCAUGAUAGAAACUCUUUUUUUCGUCAGUGUCACUUAAUAGGGGUGAAUAGUAUGAUGUGAAAAUAGCCAGGCUCUUCUUGAAGAGCUUUUGAGACUUAGGUACUGCUGCCCCUUAGGGGAACACAACACAGAUGCCAAGGACUAAAGAUUGAACAAGUUAUGGUGGCUGGUGUGGAGCAAACAGUGCAACAGGUUGGAAGGAUCAUUCAGGUCCAGAGAUCAAGGGGGUAGAGUUGGACCAAAAUAUAUUUCCCUAAAUUAUUUGGGGAAAUAAAACAAAAAAUGUGAAUGACACCGGUUUCCUUGUGGUCUAUAUCAAGGUCACAAUCAGUGUUUUCAUGUGAGUAAAGAAGCGGGCAUUAUAGUUAUUAUAUCACCCAUUAGGGUGAUUAUUCUGGUGCCAUUCUGUGCCAUUUUGCAAGGAUGCAUAACACAUAUCUCUGAUGUGAAGGCUGUGGGCCCCGUCCCUCCCUGUUUUGUGUUGCUCCCAUCACCCUGUUCCCUGUCCGGUCUCCUGAGUUGGGUCUAUGACCAUGCUCUUAUAUACAGUGACCUGAUGUACGGGCAAGAUUGAAUGUGAAGUGUGUGUGUGUGUGUGUGUGUGUGUGUGCGUGCGUGUGCGUGUGUUUGCAUAUUUCAGUAUGUGACCAUGCCUGAGUAAGCCCAUGCAUCGGCAGUAUGCAUGCAUUUAUACUUGAUAAUAUGUAUGAAUGUGUCUGUACACAGACUUUGUUAUAUGAGGUACAAAUAUGUGAAAGAGCUGUAUAAUGGUUUUCAUUGUAAGCUGUUUUGAUGAAUAAAUUGUAAUUUCUUUCACAAUGCUCUGUAGAACGCAAGUUUUGCAGUCACAAAUUUUUCAUGUCUUUUCUUUUCUUUACUUUUUUUUGUCCCUGUGUACAUGCAUUUGUGCCGACAUGGCACUAAGUGUUUGGGUUUCUUCAUUUUCUUUAUUAUUCAUUGAUGUGUACAGAAUUUCUGUAUGUAUGCAAGUGUCUUUUCUUUGUGAAAAGGAAUAUACUAAGGUAGACUUUUCUAAGUGUUAUGUAAAGUGCUGUUCUCCCCGGGGGACAACUGUGUCAUUGGACACCCCUGCAGAGACGCUUAAGAGCUCAAAUCUACAGAAGCCCAAAUCUGUUUUCCCCAUUAUUUUGAAUCACAUUCUUCCCACAGCAGUUCAGACCGUUGGACUCUUUCAUAGAGGAGUGGUUUGUUCAACAACAGAACAUUAAAUUGUUCAUUGUUCAUGUUCAUUAUGUGCUGGAUGAGAGGGGUUUGUAAACUCCAGAUGUUACUGAAAUGUGUAAGCGAAGCAAAAAAUAAACAAAUUGAUCAUUAUGAAAA